Plutella xylostella (diamondback moth) is the source of this 3118-nucleotide messenger RNA. RefSeq names its product single-strand DNA endonuclease protein asteroid (gene ast). NCBI's taxonomy places the organism in Eukaryota, Metazoa, Arthropoda, Insecta, Lepidoptera, Plutellidae. The record is from RefSeq and is a predicted model, not a curated record.
UCCAUGACACACACACACAGAUCAGACAAAUUAUAAAAUGAUAGAUAGCAGUGUUGGUUAUUUCUGACACAUAAAUAAACAUAACCUCAAAAUUGUUUUCACCCGAGAUUAUAGUUUUUUAUCCAGUAUCCAAUAUCAAUAAAAUGGUAGAAAUAGCAGAAAUCGUAUGAAUUAUUCAAUCACAACCAAAAAACUUUCACCAUGGGCGUGCGAGGCCUGACGACGUACGUGAAUUACAACCAAAACUUGUUCCUAAAAUACCACAUUUUACACGAUACAAAACUAGUGGUGGAUGGCCACAGUCUCUGCGCUCAGCUGUAUCGGAAACUAAACGGCUUCCCGGCCUUCGGGGGCAACUACGACCAGUACGCAGCCUAUGUAAAGAGGUUCUUUAAGAAUUUGCGCAAAUGCAAAAUAGAAUGCUACGUUCUGUUCGAUGGAAGUUACGAGACAAGGAAGCUGAAGACCGCCUAUGGCCGCCUCAGGUCUAAGAUAAAAGGUGCCUCACACUUGGACCCUGUCACUCAGAGCAGCCUGUCAAUCUUCCCGCUGUUUCUAAGAGACGUAAUGAAAGAAAUAAUGACCGAGAUGCAGAUUCUGUAUACAGUUUGCGAAUUCGAAGCUGACGAUGAAAUAGCAGCUGUAGCCCGGCAGCUUCAGUGUCCCGUGCUGAGCUACGACUCGGACUUCUUCAUUUACAACGUCAUGUACAUCCCGUUUAAUACUCUGGAGAUGAAACCCGAAUGUUUCGAGGAUGAUGGCAAAACGUUCUACGGGUUAGAAUGCAAGAUGUAUAAGGUGGAAUAUUUAGUCCAGAGUCUAGGUGGGCUUAAGGAGGAAUUGUUGCCACUGUUUGCUACGUUAAUGGGCAAUGACUACAUACAGAAAAAGGUGUUUAAAAACUUUUUUUCCCAAAUGAAAUUGGGGAAAGGCAGAAACAAGAACAACGAUUUACAAAGGUCAAUCCACGGUCUAUUCAAAUGGCUUCAAAAUGAGACUCUGGAGUCUGCUAUUGAGAAAAUCAUUGGCAGGAUAAAAAAGAAGAAAAAACAAAGAAUUCUUUACCUGAUAAAGAAAAACAUGAGUGCGUACAACUACAGACAGUGUAGAUCUCUACAAUUCUUUAAUAUAGUAUCUGAUAAUAACACUGAAGAAGAACUCAACAUACCUGAUGUAGUUGAAUGUGUAGAAACCGAGUCUGCUGAAGAGAAUGAUAGCUCUGGGUCUGAUGAUGAAAACAAUAGCUCUGAAAAUGAGGCUGAAGACGAAGAGGUGGAGGCGCAUGUAUCAGAAGUUGAUGAAAUUGUUACUAUUACUCCAGAGGAUCCAGUAUCCAGACUCCCUGCGUGGCUGGCUGACCGCAUUAGAACCAAUGUGGUGCCCAAACCAUAUAUCUGUCUCUACACUUUGCAUCUCUAUUUCAUGUUUCCACAAGCCGAAGACUAUAAUGACGAAGAUUCGUUCCUAUGUGUAUUAAGUGUUUUGAGAUACGCAUUUGACAUCCUAACAGAUUUCACUGAAGAAAACUUUUUGUAUGUAAGCAGAGAAAAGGAUAGCGAAUACAAAAGAGUUUGGAUCGGCACUGAUUAUGCCAUCCCUAGACCAGUGGAAACGAAUUAUGGUGAUAUGGAAGUAAAAGACCUGAACAUAUAUUUCAGGCAUUUCAUAGAGGUGAAACUUCCUGGUUUGAAUCUGGCAGAACUGGAUCCCUUGCCGUCCAACUUCCGGUUGGCGUUUUUGUCAAUACUAUUCUGGGUUGCCAACUGCCAAGUACCUACAGGAUACCUACACAGCCUGUUCCUAUCUUACAUCAUGCUAGAGGUGAUAGAUGAAAAGACUGGCACAUUUAGAGGCCACCACUUCUUCAAUACGAAGCACUCAAAGAAAUUAGAAGCAUUAAAAACAAAACCAAAGGAAAGCAUAGACAAAGAUGAGUUGCUUCUAAACAAGAAUAAAGUCGAAUAUGAAGACUGUUUGUUAGCAGCCAGCAUGCUUCUUCAACACUUUGAAAUAAGCAACGAAAUAAAAAAGAAACCAAAAAGUUAUGAUGUCAGAAAAGUUCACAAGUUCGCUCAAUUCCAGUGCUGCCUGCAACAGCUUAACUUUUUAAGCAUCUUAAGUGGUGAAUACUACGAAAAGACCCGCUAUUCCAAAUUUUAUAAUGGAACUUUUGUGUAUAAUGUUGCAACUAAACUGGAAAAUCAGAAUGAUCCCACCACGUUUGUGGCGAAUUGGUUGAAAGGUGCCAACACAGUGUUGACUUUUUACAAAAGUUUAUGUGUAGUUUAUGAGAAAUGUGCAAAACAACUAGGUUUAGAGACGCUAAGUUCCGGUGUUAGUAAGAGGAGGAGGGGCAAGAAAGUGUCCAAAAAUUAUUCUUUUAUUGUAGAAAACUUUGAAUCAGAAGUUGUUAUAUAAGUAAAAAGAUAAAAUAUGUUUCUUCUAACUAGUUAAAAAAUAAAAUGUUAUAUCCUUAGAUCUUAUUUUGAAACUUAAAAAAUAAAUAAAAAUACUGUUAAUGUUGUUGAGUACACUUUAAUUAUGUUUAUAAUAUUAAUCAUAAAGGCAAUAAUUUAAUGUAUAAAAUGCUUAUAAAUUAUAAACUAUACAUCAGAAAAAUAGUUUCUAUUGCUUUUUAUAAGGCGAUAACUACACGUCAUGACUUAAGUUAUGAGUUUGUAAGACUCUGUAAAAAUAUAUGGUUAAAUACAUGUUUUACAUAAUUUUUAAUACAAGGAUUAUUAUUUCUUAUAAUAAGACACCUAUUACAACAGCGGCACCCACACGGGCUCGAUAUCAAUGUCUAUAAACUAGUUUAAUGGCGAAUUGGGAUAAAGUGACGUUUAUCUACGUCGAUAAAGAACCCGUUCAGUGGCAGCAUGAGCUAAAGCGUACGUUACAUACAGCGCCAUCUAGCGAGCGGUGUGAACUGUGUGUGUAUCAUGAUUAUUCUCGACUUAAUUCGAUAGUAAUUCGAUAGUCAAGUCACUGGAAUUUGUACGCGUUUUAUUAGUUUCUAACGUUGCCGACAGGGGCGCUGAUCAAGAUGUCAAACAAAUGGCUAUCGACUUGAAUCGAAAAUACUCUUGAUUAGCACACUGAAGUAUGUAAAUAAAUA